CGUGCCUGCGUGUGACAAACAAGAAAGAAAAAUGAAAUCAGCGAUGGAUUUCGAGGUGCAGGUGAUAGAGUCGUCGUUUGUAACGCCCAGCGAGCCGGCACCGAGGAAGGAGCUCUGGCUGUCCUCCUUGGACCUCUGGCUGGCCAACCAAGGCCACACUCCGACGAUCUAUCUCUACAGCAGCUCCAAGGAUGCUGCUGCGGCUGAUCAUUUCUUCGACGUGGCUAGGCUCAAGGAGGCUAUGGCCAGAGCCUUGGUGGCCUUCUACCCCCUCGCCGGCCGCCUCGGCGUCAACGACGCCGACGGCAGGAUGGAGAUCAGCUGUAAUGGCGAAGGUGCACUCUUUGUUGUCGCUCAAGCUGAUGAUCUCACUGCCGAUGACGUCAAGAAAUUCAAGCCGUCGCCAGAGCUGAGGCGGCUGUUUGUUCCACUCGUUGAGCCAUCGUCCAUCAUGUUGGCCGUACAGGUGACUUUCUUGAAGUGUGGAGGGGUGGCGUUAGGGACCGCUCUCCACCACAUCGCCGUUGAUGCUUUAAGCGCGUUCCACUUCUUCCAGACAUGGUCGGCCUUCUCCAAGCAUGGUGACCACGCUACCGUGGAGCUCCCUUGCCAUGACCGUACCCGACUAUGUGCACGGUCCCCGCCCACAGUCCAUCCCGAUGCACUCUUGACGUUCUACCCUAAGCAUGCCUUCUCCGACCCUUUGGCGUUGGGACCUCUUGCCAUCCAAGUCCUCACCAUUUCCAAGGACCAGAUCGCCUCCUUGAAGCUCCUCUGCGGCGGUGGCACGACGAGCACCUUCUGCGCCGUGAGCGCUCUCAUGUGGCAGUGCACAUGCAUUGCACGCCAGCUCCCACCUAAUUCUCAAGCGCGCCUCGCGUUCCCGGCUGACCUCCGGCGUAGAAUGAGACCGCCCCUCCAGAGCCACUACUUUGGCAACGCGGUGUUCAGGCUAUGCGUCACUGGCGUGGCAUGGGAUAUUGCCACAGAGAAGUUGGGAUCCGUCGCUGGCCGUAUCAGAGGCGCCAUCGAUCGAAUGGAUGAUGAGCUAGUGCGCUCUGCGAUCGACUACUUUGAGAUGGACGAGAAGGACAACCGGCCUCCGAGGGGUACCUUGCCGCUGACGGACCUGCAUAUUUCAAGUUGGUUGGGUAGGCCACAGUACGAUGCAGAUUUCGGAUGGGGGAAGCCAGAGUUGAUGUCGCUGGCAGAGAACCACCGUGGGGGGUUUGUGUUUUUGAUGAACAAUGACGAUGGUGCUGGCAGCGGCGGCGUCCGUCUGCUCAUGUGCAUGGAGGCUGUAAAUAUAAAGGAGCUAGUGCGGCUGCUUUAUGCAAAGCUCUAGCAAGCUGCUAGUGCUUAGUAUUAAUAAUAAGGUUUUGUAAUAAUAAUAAUGUUUUGUAAUGAUUCCAUAUAAGGUUGUAUGGUUGUAUGCAAGGGAGAUACUUAUAUGUAAAUUAAGUACUACUUGAUUUGUACA
Molecule: messenger RNA, 1480 nt
Organism: Sorghum bicolor (sorghum)
Lineage: Eukaryota; Viridiplantae; Streptophyta; Magnoliopsida; Poales; Poaceae
Product: hydroxycinnamoyltransferase 4
Exons: 2
Coding region: 32-1345 (437 amino acids)
Molecular function (GO): acyltransferase activity, transferring groups other than amino-acyl groups
Source: RefSeq, a predicted model, not a curated record